Oncorhynchus masou masou (cherry salmon) is the source of this 2310-nucleotide messenger RNA. It is a transcript of the gene ncalda, whose product is annotated as neurocalcin delta a. The transcript is spliced from 7 exons. Gene Ontology annotation, molecular function: calcium ion binding; tubulin binding; actin binding. Lineage: Eukaryota; Metazoa; Chordata; Actinopteri; Salmoniformes; Salmonidae. Gene Ontology annotation, biological process: calcium-mediated signaling. Bases 722 to 1303 code for a protein of 193 amino acids. The record is from RefSeq and is a predicted model, not a curated record.
AAUACGAGGCGUCCAACUUUUUUCAUGGCCAUGCAAACUAACACGAGUUGGCAACACUCAAAUGUGUCACUUUUGUGAAGCCACAUGGUUUAUGUCCCGUUGAAGUGUGUUUCCCCUCCCAGUUUCCGAAGAAUUGGCUCUUUUGACGAAGACGUGUCGCGUUCAAGCCACAGUGACUUUUCGUAAGUUUUCAGAAUUUCAACUGUCCCAGAGAGAAGACCCAUCUCCCCUGCAGUCCCAGAGAGAAGACCCAUCUCCCCUGCAGUCCCAGAGAGAAGACCCAUCUCCCCUGCAGUCCCAGAGAGAAGACCCAUCUCCCCUGCAGUCCCAGAGAGAAGACCCAUCUCCCCUGCAGUCCCAGAGAGAAGACCCAUCUCCCCUGCAGUCCCAGAGAGAAGACCCAUCUCCCCUGCAGUCCCAGAGAGAAGACCCAUCUCCCCUGCAGUCCCAGAGAGAAGACCCAUCUCCCCUGCAGUCCCAGAGAGAAGACCCAUCUCCCCUGCAGUCCCAGAGAGAAGACCCAUCUCCCCUGCAGUCCCAGAGAGAAGACCCAUCUCCCCUGCAGUCCUGACGGUAUCCCAGAGUUCCACCAGAUCCUCUCCUGUUGUCACUGCUGCCUGUAGCUGACACUCUGCAAACAUAGGACCUGUUGGAUUAUGGACUGUUAACAGACCUACAUUACUACACACCAGGUGAGCUGUUACUAUAGUAACCACCAAUCAUGGGGAAGCAGAACAGCAAACUCCGCCCUGAGGUGAUGCAGGACCUGCUGGAGAGCACGGACUUCACAGAGCAUGAGAUCCAGGAGUGGUAUAAGGGCUUCCUGAGAGACUGCCCCAGCGGGAACCUCUCCAUGGAGGAGUUUAAGAAGAUCUACGGUAACUUCUUCCCUUACGGAGACGCCUCCAAGUUCGCAGAGCACGUCUUCCGCACCUUCGACGCCAACGGGGACGGGACCAUAGACUUCCGGGAGUUCAUCAUCGCUCUGAGCGUCACGUCGCGGGGCAAGCUGGAGCAGAAACUGAAGUGGGCCUUCAGCAUGUACGACCUGGACGGGAACGGAUACAUCAGCAAGUCUGAGAUGCUGGAGAUCGUACAGGCGAUCUAUAAGAUGGUGUCGUCAGUGAUGAAGAUGCCAGAAGACGAGUCUACUCCAGAGAAGAGAACAGAGAAGAUCUUCAGACAGAUGGACACCAACAGAGACGGUAAACUGUCUCUGGAAGAGUUCAUUAAAGGGGCUAAAAGUGACCCCUCCAUCGUGCGUCUGUUGCAGUGUGACCCCAGCAGCGCUGGGCAGUUCUAAACCGCCCUACCUUGGGGGUCAAGACAAUUUCUUAUUUGGGUGAAUCCAAAUAGCCCCUCCCCCCCUCCACCUUUUGGAGCAAACUGAUGAAGAAGACAAGCCUUCAAAUGAUGACACUGAAGACAACGGGCCAAUGAGAGCCAGCCAUGUUCUCCAGACUCCUCCUCCUCCUCUAACCACUCCCAGCAGCAACCUGACAACAUCUCCAGGCUCUCAUGAUCCCAGUCACUCGCCGUGUAUUCGAUAAGUCCUAGGGUUUACGUCCCAAAUCACACCCUGUUCCCUGUAUAGCAGUACCUUAAGCCCGGUAGGCCCUGGUCUGCAGUAGUGCACUACGUAGGGAAUAGGAUGCCGUUUGAGACCUAUCCCAUCCUGUUUUAAGGUUGUAGACUGGACUCUCUGUUUGGUUCUCAACGCUCCGUACUGGACACACCCACUGCCCUCAACUAGGUCCUCCUAGCUCUUGUGUGUAUCGUAAACAGAGAGAGAGAGAGAGAGAGAGAGGGAAUGAGAGAGAGAGAGAGAGGGGGAGAGGGAAUGAGAGAGAGAGAGAGAGAGAGAGAGAGAGAGAGAGAGAGAGAGAGAGAGGGAAUGAGAGAGAGGGAAUGAGAGAGAGAGAGAGAGAGAGAGGGAAUGAGAGAGAGAGAGAGGGAAUGAGAGAGAGAGAGAGAGCGGGAAUGAGAGAGAGAGAGAGAGCGGGAAUGAGAGAGAGAGAGAGAGCGGGAAUGAGAGAGAGAGAGAGAGCGGGAAUGAGAGAGAGAGAGAGAGAGGGAAUGAGAGAGAGAGAGAGAGAGGGAAUGAGAGAGAGAGAGAGAGAGAGAGAGAGAAAGAGAGAGAGAGAGAGAGAGAGAGAGAGAGAGAGAGAGAGAGAGGGAAUGAGAGAGAGGGAAUGAGAGAGAGAGAGAGAGAGAGAGGGAAUGAGAGAGAGAGAGAGGGAAUGAGAGAGAGAGAGAGGGAAUGAGAGAGAGAGAGAGGGAAUGAGAGAGAGAGAGAGAGCGGGAAUGAGA